AUGCUAGUUACUACGCAUACACAAUCUUAUAACUCUUCCACUACGUUCUCAUUUGACGUUGUAAAUCACUUAUCUCCCGAACUUUUCGUUGCUAUUGUUCGUGAUUUAUCGCCCGCAGAUCUCUUAAACCUGACGUUUGUAUGUAAACUGUAUCGAGAAUAUUUAUGCUCGCCGAAUUCUUCCAUGACACAAGAGAUAUGGCGGUGUUCACGACUCUACUAUUAUCCAUCGCUGUAUCUGCCGCCACCUGAAGGAAUGGACGAGAAAUCGUAUCUGGAGUUGGCACGAUUGCGUAAAGAUUGUCAGCUUUGUGGUCGAGUUGUCUAUUUGAUUGUUCAUUGGGCAUUUAGGUUACGUUGUUGUGAUAGAUGUCUAAAAACUAAUAUUAAAUGUGAAAAAGAAAUUUGCGAUUAUCUUUGCACCCCGGAAGAAAAACGUGACAUUCUUCAAGGAUUGCCAUACAUUGAGAUUCAUAAAAAAAAAAGUCUAUGGCUAGAACAACAAAAAACUAACACACUAAAAAUCAUGGAGGACGCCAAAUCGCGAAUGCAAAGUUCCAUCACGCAAAAUUGUCUCAUUGAAGAAACCAAGAACGCGAUGGUCGAAACGAUCAUCGACGAGUUGUGUGAGAUUCGAUCUCUGAAUGGUGAGCAAGUUUAUCGCUCUACGUAUCUUCGACGGUCUCCUGCAUAUUGUUGCGCGAUGAGCAAUAUCAGUGAGCCAAUUAAUGACGAUUGGGUUGCUAUUAAAAAAUCCAUGAAGGAAACUUAUACGACUGUCACUUUUUCUAUCGAGUUCAGUAAACGACAAAAUCAAAUUGAACAUCGAAUCGAUCAAUUAUGGCGAUUACACGAUAAAAAUAAUAACGGCGCAAUUAAUUCACCAAACCAAUUAAAAGAUCCCUGUUUAAAAUAUCUUCGCUUCUGUUCAACCUAUAAAAACCCAAUAUCCAUCAACAACGGCGACCCAUCAAUUCCAUUCACACAAUGUCAACUUGAUUUUCUAAUACGUCAAAUCAAAGAUGAAGCCGAAGAUUAUCGCGAACAUCCAAACAAGUUGAGCCAUGUUGCACGAGCGAUAAUUCUCGGUGGGCUUGAAAAACAACGAAUAUUCAGGUGUGCGUUAUGUCGUAAAAAUGUCAAUUCUAAAAUCAAUUAUCGAUUUAUUGAUGUGCGUUAUCAUUUAGAGGGUCCAUUUCAUUGUGUAUUGAAGUUUAUUGAAGAUGAUCACGUGUUGAUUAAUGAGCAUGCAUUGGAAGUUUUGAGGAAAAGAGGAAUAUAA
Molecule: messenger RNA, 1281 nt
Organism: Ambispora gerdemannii
Lineage: Eukaryota; Fungi; Glomeromycota; Glomeromycetes; Archaeosporales; Ambisporaceae
Source: the annotation of a GenBank genome assembly